CGCCUGCGCAGCUGCUCGGCUUCCGGGUGGCUGGAGCGCGAAGAGGCGGAGGGCCAGUGUUGCAGGGUAGCGGCUUAGAGUGGGCGUGUUUGCCUAGAGCUCCGACCAGGGGGCGGGGGUCCGGGGUCUUUAGAAGCUAGAGACAGCGGGCGGAGAGGGCCUGGGAUUUCCGCCACCGCCACCUGGCAUGUCGGCCGAGGCCUCGGGCCCGGCGGCAGCCGAGGCCCCAUCUCUAGAAGUCCCUAAGCCCUCGGGUCUGGAGCCUGGCUCCGCCGCUUACGGUUUGAAGCCCCUGACCCCGAACAGCAAGUACGUGAAACUGAACGUGGGUGGCUCGCUGCACUACACCACGCUGCGCACCCUCACGGGACAGGACACCAUGCUCAAGGCCAUGUUCAGCGGCCGCGUGGAGGUGCUCACAGACGCCGGAGGUUGGGUGUUGAUUGACCGGAGCGGCCGCCACUUUGGUACCAUCCUCAACUACCUGCGGGAUGGGUCUGUGCCACUUCCUGAGAGUACCAGAGAACUGGGAGAGUUACUAGGAGAAGCCCGCUACUACCUGGUACAAGGCCUGAUUGAGGACUGCCAGCUGGCACUACAGCAAAAAAGGGAGAACCUGUGCCCGCUGUGCCUCAUCCCCACGGUGACAUCUCCCCGGGAGGAGCAGCAGCUCCUGGCCAGCACCUCUAAGCCCGUGGUGAAGCUCCUGCACAACCGCAGUAACAACAAGUACUCCUAUACCAGCACUUCAGAUGACAACCUACUUAAGAACAUCGAACUAUUUGACAAAUUGGCCCUGCGCUUCCACGGGCGACUGCUCUUCCUCAAGGAUGUCCUGGGGGAUGAGAUCUGCUGCUGGUCUUUCUACGGGCAGGGUCGCAAAAUCGCCGAGGUGUGUUGCACCUCCAUUGUCUAUGCCACGGAGAAGAAGCAAACCAAGGUGGAAUUCCCAGAGGCCCGGAUCUUCGAGGAGACCCUGAAUAUCCUCAUCUAUGAGACUCCACGGGACCCAGACCCAGCCCUCCUUGAGGCCACAGGGGGUGCAUCUGGAGGUGGUGGGGCCGGCCGAGGGGAAGAUGAAGAGAACCGGGAGCACCGUGUCCGCAGGAUCCACGUCAGGCGCCACAUCACCCACGAUGAGCGUCCUCAUGGCCAACAGAUUGUUUUCAAGGACUGACUUUUGACCCUUCCCCUGGCAUUUGACCCUUGCCCUUCCUUCCUCCUGGGAACCAUCCAUACCUCUUGUUUUUCUCCCAUCCCCAGACCUUUGCCCCGGCUCUGCUGGCCAAGUCGUGGGUCUUCUGUCCCUUCGUUGCAUGGUACAGUUCACUUGUGCCAUUUUCCGUUCAUGUUCACUCACUGCUAACAGUUGUACAUUCCAGCCCUUCCCCUCAGGCAGAGCCCUUCAGAAGGCCCCUCCUCCCCAUUCUUGUCCUGCGAUCUUUCCUUCGCCAGAUGGUUUAGAAGGACUUAGAAUCCCCUUUUUCUUUUUUUAGUACAGUGUACACACCUAAGUGUUGAGCCAUUCCUUAGCAACAUCCGCCAUGUUCUGAGCCACCUCCCACCAUUGUGCAAGGUACUCUGCUUCCCUCCCUCCCUCCCUCCCUCCCCACCAUUUUCCCUACCUCCUUAACUUUGUACUAGGCUGGCCUGGGCUGUUGCCAGCUUGGCUAUCUUCUUGAUCUGUUUCAUAUUAUUUAUUAUUUUAAUUUUAUAUUAAAUUAUUGGAAUAAAGUUGAGUUGAAAGCCUG
Molecule: messenger RNA, 1751 nt
Organism: Ictidomys tridecemlineatus (thirteen-lined ground squirrel)
Lineage: Eukaryota; Metazoa; Chordata; Mammalia; Rodentia; Sciuridae
Gene: Kctd13
Product: potassium channel tetramerization domain containing 13
Biological process (GO): proteasome-mediated ubiquitin-dependent protein catabolic process; protein homooligomerization; protein ubiquitination
Cellular component (GO): Cul3-RING ubiquitin ligase complex
Molecular function (GO): ubiquitin-protein transferase activity; protein binding
Source: RefSeq, a predicted model, not a curated record